UUUCGGUUAUUACACUUCCGCUGAAGCGCCAUUUCCUGGGAUUUCAAAGAUAGUUUACAAGAAACUAAGGCCUAGUUACCGAGUAUUUAACAUAAGAGUGCAGAUUGUGUAUAGAUCACAAUGAUUGAGAGUGUGCAGGUACGUCAGAGAGGGGCGUAUGACUUUGAAACACACUACGAUAAUUUAUGUGCUCUACAAGAUUCAUGUCCAUUGCCAGCAGUGAAAGCUCACCUUUCACAAGGUGUGUUAGAUCUAAAUGGAGAUAGAAUCAGAGCAAAUGACUGGAUGCCAGUAUUAAACACAUUAAGAAUCAACAAAAGUCUGGAGUUUGUAGCCAUAAGAAGUUAUUAUACACCUCCUUCGGAUGAAAAUGAGAAGAGAGCAUUGAUAGAGAAGCGUAAAACACCAUCGGUGAGAUCUAAGGAGAUCACGUAUAGAAUGUGUAAAGCCUUAAAGGAGUGUCUAGGUGUGACACCAAAUCUAACAUGUCUGGAGCUGCAGGGUUUACCACUAAGAGAGAGGGACCUGACAACACUAAUGAAGGGAUUGGUGAAGAACAGCACAAUGAAUCAUCUGUCUUUAGAAUAUUGCAGAAUAGGUGACGCAGGACUAGACAUUGUAUGCAAGGGCAUCAAGAAUUCCACCUCUAUCAACUCAGUUAAUUUCACUGGGUGUAGUUUGACAUCAAAAGGUGCUGACUCCCUGGCUAAAGUUAUCAAG
This is a messenger RNA of Ruditapes philippinarum (Manila clam), 720 nucleotides long. RefSeq names its product centrosomal protein of 78 kDa-like. The annotation marks the transcript as partial. NCBI's taxonomy places the organism in Eukaryota, Metazoa, Mollusca, Bivalvia, Venerida, Veneridae. The record is from RefSeq and is a predicted model, not a curated record. Gene Ontology annotation, cellular component: centrosome. Gene Ontology annotation, molecular function: protein binding. The transcript has 6 exons.